Rhodamnia argentea is the source of this 1435-nucleotide messenger RNA. RefSeq names its product zinc finger HIT domain-containing protein 2. The record is from RefSeq and is a predicted model, not a curated record. The transcript is spliced from 5 exons. NCBI's taxonomy places the organism in Eukaryota, Viridiplantae, Streptophyta, Magnoliopsida, Myrtales, Myrtaceae. Bases 199 to 1434 code for a protein of 411 amino acids.
CCCACGCACGCACAAAACGGCGGUUCCGUCUCCGUCUUUGCCCGCCCCACGAGAGCUUCACUGGGCAGGAGUACUGGAGGACUCUUCCAGUGCCUUCGAAAACACCCGCGUUCUCCCUUUUCACGACGAAGAAGAUGGUGAAGUGAUUAAUCAAUCGCAGAGAGCAACGGCCCCAACGCCGUCACCAAUCAGCUUCCGAUGGCCGACGCGAUUCGGUCGUCCGACGAUUCGCCCGCUCCUUCCCCUCUCGAUCCUCCUUCCCGCACAAUCUGCCACGUGUGCCAGAAACAAUUCUCGCAGUAUACUUGCCCUCGAUGUAAUUCCCGCUAUUGUUCCCUGCAAUGCUACAAGUCUCACAGUGUUAGAUGCACGGAAUCUUUCAUGCGGGAGAAUGUAGUUGAGGAGCUGCGCCAUGUCCAAUCGAACGAUGUGACCAAGAGAAAGAUGUUAGACAUACUUAAAAGACUCCAUUCAGAAGAGGAGGAGGAGAGUAUGGAUGAGGAAGGUGAAGAUUCAGGUCUCUCCGAGGAGAUUAUAGAAAAGAUUUCAUCAGGUGGACAGAUUAGUUUGGAUGAUCUAUCUGCUGAAGAAAAGAAACGGUUUCACAGAGCUGUGGCAUCUGGAGAACUGAGCAGGAUGAUUGAUCCAUGGGAACCAUGGUGGUUAAAGCCUUCCGCUGGAAAAAUACGUCUUAGCCAAGACGGGACUCAGCUUGUUCAACCGCUUGCUAGGAAAGAAGAAUCAGGGUUAUCAGAAGCUGAUACUGAUGGUUCCUGUUUGAGUGAUAUUCCUCCUGGCCCUGAAACUCCAUUACUGCCACUUAGCAAGCUUAGCUCAACACCGCCCUCUCCACUUCUAGCUGUCCACCUUGUUGACAUCAUAUAUAGUUACUGCUUCACGGUUCGCCUCUACAAUGGAGAUUGCAAGGCAGAUGCAUUGGGUUCGUUGAUGGUCAUUCUGAGUGUGUCUUCUGUCCUGGGUCAAAGUGGGCAGCCAGAAACCAUGCUUGAAGCUUUAUCUUAUUGCCUAGAGCAGACUUGUUCUCCAGCUUAUCGGCAUGUGGGUGGCUUAAAAUUUGGGAUGGCUCUUAUUGACGAUGUUGUGAGUGUCCUUUCUCUCGGGACCCCUUCUUUGAUCUGCCUUCUUAGCGACCUUCAGAGGCUUGUUCAGGCUGGAGAGAGGGAAAUGAAGCUAGAGAAGCCGAAGAGAUCAAGGAGGACAGAAGUCAAGAAUAAGCUUAAGCUCGCAGAAAGGAAAGUUUAUUUCGCCAUGUGUUGGGUCCAUGAACAGCCCGGGGAGGCUUGGCCUGCCUUGGCAACAAUUGUAGCUGCCGAGAAAAAGGCAGUUCUCGUUCAUGAAGACGGCAAAAGGGUAGGAAAAAGUAGUGACGAAGACAUAAUCCGGGGGAAGACUUUGGUCGAGGAGGUUGAGUAAG